CGCCGCGGUCGACGAGAUGUCGCCCAUCCUCCCGGUUUUCUUACUCAUCGCAUCGCUCUCCACGGCGUACGCGACGUGCGACCCCGCGGCGCUGUACGAUCCCACGUACGCGGCGGACGCCGCGGGCAAGGGUGGCGUCGAGGUCUCCAGGUGGCUGCAUCUCAGGACGAGCGCCUUCCACGAGCCGGUAUCCUACACAGCCGCGUGGAACGCGCUCGAGGCGUCCAUCGACAGCCAUAACGCCUCUCACGUGCGGGUCAUCUACGGCGGCACCGCGCCCAAGUGCCGCACGGGCGCGUAUUACGGCCUCGAGUGCGCGUGGAACCGCGAGCACCUGUGGCCCCAGAGCUACGGCGUCGGCGAGAGCUCGGGGCUGACCGCGGCGGCGGCGCCGCGAACCGACCUGCACGCGCUGGUCCCCUCGCUCAAGGCGCUCAACUCCGCGCGGAGCAAUCGCGCGUUCGCGCAGAUCACCGACUGGCCGAACGACGACGGAAGGUGCGGGCCAAAGUACGUAGGCUGCGAGACCCCCGCGUGCACAAAGACCACGUGCGGGGUGAAAGGGACGGCGCAGUGGGGAACGGACCCGGGUUUUUGGACCCCUCCGGCGAUGUAUCGCGGGUUCAUCGCGCGCGCGUUGUUCUACAUGGCGGUGCGGUACGACGGGGACGAGCCGAACACGUUCAACCUGACGCUGGGGGAGACGCCCGCGAAAGGGGGCGGGGGCGGACGGGGUUUAGAGAAGGCGCCGUACGUGUUCGGCGCGCUGAGUCACCUGCUGAGGUGGCACGACGACCACCCGGUGGAGGCGUGGGAACGCGCGCGUAACGACGCCGUGUGUGCGGUGCAGGGCAACAGGAACCCGUUCACGGAUAAGCCGGAGCUGGCCGCCGUGGUGUUUGGCGGCGUCGGUACGGCGGCCGAGGCGGACACGAGUGACGCGGGGAAGGGCUUCGAUACGUGGACGUGGUCCCUCGUCACGGGCCUGGCGGUGAUGUGGGCGCUGUACAUCUUCGGGAUGUUCAGGUGGUUCGUGUGAGCGGCAAGUUCAACGUGGCGAGGGGGCGAUGUUGACGGGGCGCGCGUACGGAUGUAGCAUGGAUGUAGCACUAAUCUCUCCAUAGUCUAGUCUAAGUGUUAUAAUCUGCGCGACAUUUC
Messenger RNA from Micromonas commoda, 1158 nucleotides. RefSeq names its product endonuclease I/ribonuclease family protein. The transcript has a single exon. Bases 17 to 1039 code for a protein of 340 amino acids. The record is from RefSeq and is a predicted model, not a curated record. Lineage: Eukaryota; Viridiplantae; Chlorophyta; Mamiellophyceae; Mamiellales; Mamiellaceae. Gene Ontology annotation, molecular function: nuclease activity.